AGACGUGAAGCGAAGCGGAGGGCAGAAACUCACCGGCACCGGGGCCAGCAGUGUCUACAACUAAAGCCUCGCAGAAAGCUGUGAAUGAGAGAGCAGAUAUCCACCUUCAGCCACUGAGUGAACAGACGUUUUCAGCCCAGCGUGUCGCAGACCAGAAGCGCAGAUGGACACCAGAAGCACCUCUGAAGAGAAACCUGUCCACCGAUCUAAGUCUUUCAGCUUUAAGACCCCAAAGGAAGUGUGUUCAUCAUGUGACAAGACGGUGUACCCAAUGGAGAGAUUGGUUGCCAACAACCUUGUCUUCCAUUCAACAUGCUUCUGCUGCAAGCACUGCAACGCCAAGCUAAGCCUUGGCACCUUCGCAGCUCUUCAAGGUGAAUUUUACUGUAAACCUCACUUCCAGCAGCUGUUCAAAAGCAAAGGCAACUACGACGAGGGCUUCGGACGCAAACAGCACAAAGAGCUCUGGGCCUCCAAGGAUACAGAUACUAUAACAAAGUCGGCAUAAUCAUGUCUGCCUGUGUCCCAUCCCAGCCAUGCCUCUUCCUUAUACUCCUCCUAACACCUCCGAUACAUCACGAUGAACACAUGCCUCAUAUGCUGGGGCACUGUUAAAUCACCCACGCGCUCACUUUUGCUUUUUAAAUGCCAUCAAAACAGAUACAUGCACAAACGGAUAGGAAAUGACUGGCCAGUCAUAAUCCAUACCACUCAAAAGAAAUAUUCUUUGGGAUAUAUUUUAGGUUCAAUUUAAUUGUAUUUUCUUCAUUUUAUUUUCCAAUUUCCUGUUCGGAAUUGGCAGUUGAUUGUGACCAAAAGCCUUCUCUGGUGUGGGGAGUUUAAAAAUCUUUCUUUUUUUAAAUUCUUUUUAAUAUUUUGCACCCUUUUUUUAAAAAAUUUUUUUGAAUAAGUAAACUGUAUGCUCAGGCAAACAUAUCAGAGGGGUUACAGAGCAUUAUUGUUUUGCAGUAGAGCAUACACUCAGGUCAAUUUUCACCCGAGGGUUUUCAAAAUAAUAUUGCAUACUUUCACUCAUCUUAACACAACACAACACAAAUAAAAAAUAAUAGUCCUCAGUAUUGUGACUUUGCUGUCAGACAGUUAUGUCGGUUUGUCAGGUUUCAUAUAUUUGAGGAAUAAACAGGGUACAGAGUACUGUCAGAAUAACUGCGCACAUCAGCAACAGCUCACCUCUCGUCAUGUUUUAAUUUUUGUGUUUUAGUCUCAUUAUUGUUCGCUUCAUCCCAAGGUUUGUUCUUAUUUUAUUGACCACUGUAAGUCGUAUCCUUGCAUGUUGGGAUGACUGGGUCUUAAUAGCCUUAUCUUAUGACUGUAUUGAUCUAUUUGUGUUGUGAAUGAUUUUGUUUGUUUCAUUGAUGAUCACUUUUUAAGAAGCACUUGAGUCAGGAUUUAAUUGAUGUCAUGGCAUAAGUUGAAAUCCUCUCUGAGCUUUUAUUGAUGGUUGACAUUUUAAUGGAGUUCUCAGAUUGUGUUUUGUAUACUAUCUGUACAUAGAGCUGUAGUUUGUGAUUAGUGAACAUUCCCCACCUUACUGUACUCUCGUCUUGCACACGUGACCACACACACAAUCACCAGACAAGAUAAUCACAGGGAAACUGAGGCCUCCUUUUAUGUGAAACAUCCCUCACUCCGUCGGAUGAUGCGUCUCAAGAAGAGCUGUAAACAUUUGGUUAGAUUAAUUAAUAUCUUUCACAAAUGAGGAUGUUGAUAGACGGAGCUUUAGCCUUGCAGGAAACCACACAAUUUUAUUCCUUCGUCAUUUCACACUGUGUCAGUUAUUGGCGUCUUGUGGUGAUUUUUCCCCUGCUGUAUUUGAGUGUGUUCAUAUAGCUGGACUGUUUUUAAUGGGGGAUAUAGACAGAUUCAAUCAGUGUCUUUUAGCAUCCAUUGUUUUUUUUCUCCCUCCCCCAGUAAGCGUGGACAGGUUUCCUUUUUUAAAAUAAAUGCCUUCCUGUUCUCA
Messenger RNA from Centropristis striata (black sea bass), 1981 nucleotides. RefSeq names its product LIM domain containing 2 (gene limd2). The record is from RefSeq and is a predicted model, not a curated record. Bases 164 to 508 code for a protein of 114 amino acids. Gene Ontology annotation, cellular component: plasma membrane; actin cytoskeleton. The transcript has 4 exons. Gene Ontology annotation, molecular function: actin filament binding. NCBI's taxonomy places the organism in Eukaryota, Metazoa, Chordata, Actinopteri, Perciformes, Serranidae. Gene Ontology annotation, biological process: actin filament bundle assembly.